Messenger RNA from Oryctolagus cuniculus (rabbit), 1120 nucleotides. The record is from RefSeq and is a predicted model, not a curated record. Lineage: Eukaryota; Metazoa; Chordata; Mammalia; Lagomorpha; Leporidae.
GGGGUGGCGCGCAGCCGCCGCGGUGCUGCUGCUCAGUCGGCGUCGGUCUUCGCAACUGCCUCCGCGUGGCGCGAGCCUCGAGCCUGGCUCUUCCCCUGGUGGCGACGGCGGAAAGAGGGAGUGGAGGCGAGCGGACGGCGGGCUCCAUGGAGAGCGGCAGACGCCCAGGCAGAGGCGGCGCUUCCCUCCCGGCCCCCGGGCUGCAGUGACCGGCGCUCACCUCCCGCACCGCGUCGGAACGACCUCCGGCCCCGGGACUGAAGCGGCCUUGCCUCAGCUCCCCGCGCCGCCCGUCUCGCCUGUCAGCGCGCCCGGAGCCCCGACACCCGGAUUCGUCCUCGCCCCUACUCCCCGGCGGGGUGGCGGCGGCCAGGCCCCCGCAGCGGCGGCGGCCGGAGCAGCAGCGGCAGCAAGAACCCGCCUCUAUGAUGAAGUUCAAGCCCAACCAGACGCGGACCUAUGACCGCGAGGGCUUCAAGAAGCGGGCGGCGUGCCUGUGCUUCCGGAGCGAGCAGGAGGACGAGGUGCUCUUGGUGAGCAGCAGUCGCUACCCAGACCAAUGGAUUGUCCCAGGUGGAGGAAUGGAGCCGGAGGAGGAGCCUGGUGGUGCUGCCGUGAGGGAGGUUUAUGAGGAGGCUGGAGUCAAAGGAAAAUUAGGCAGACUCCUGGGCAUAUUUGAGGUGAGUUACAAAACUAAUUCUAAUUUUGCUGGUAAAAAAAAUUAUUUCUUUCUUCCUACCUAUUCAGAUGAAAUGGCAACAGCCUAUACCAGACAGUCUUGUAAAAUGAUCAGUGGGCAAGUCAUAGGAUUAGGAGGGAAGUAAGUGAAAGUCACUUGGCUUUUUCAUAGAUCACCAGUGAUAUAUGGAUUAUGGUACUAAUUAGUUUGACAGUAUAAUGGGGCUGAUGCAAAAACGGUUAUCUCUUAGUAUACUGUAUUUAGGUGUAGAUUUUUAGGAGGUAAAGUAUCUUCACUGUUGGCUUAGGUCUGUUGUGGAUUCUGCCCAUUGCCUUCUGCUCAUGACUUUAGAUAGUAUCUGUACUUGAUGACUUUUCUUGAAAGGUUCAGGUACAUGGUAAAGAAAUUCUCUCCCAUGUAAUCCAUUACUAUUGAGGGCAG